AAAUAUGCUGAAAAUGAAUGAGAAUGUUACAUAUAUAAUUGUACUACACAUGUUUCAAAAAUAUAAUAUAACUGAAACGCCCUUCUAUUAUUCAAGUUUCCACUAGCGCUGGAGUGGGGCUUUGUAGAAUCACACAUAAACUUAUAUUACAAAUCUUUCCCUUAUAAUUUGAGUUUAUACUAUAGAUGCGAAAAUCAUUAAAAAGUUGUUAAUUUUUAUACUUCUGUAUAAAAUUGGUUAAAAUGUUGGUGUUAUUUGAAACCCCAGCUGGAUAUGCCAUUUUUAAGUUACUCGAUGAAAGUAAGUUAGCGGAAGUAGAUAACCUUUUUCAAGACUUCGAAACACCUGAAGCUGCUAGCAAAAUAGUAAAAUUAAAACAUUUCGAGAAAUUUGCUGAUACUACUGAAGCUUUAGCAGCUACUACAGCUGCAGUGGAAGGUAAACUUUCCAAAUCAUUGAAAAAAAUCUUAAAGAAGUAUUGCUUUGAACUUCAAGAACAGUUAGCCGUUGCUGAUGCUAAAUUAGGAAAUGCUAUUAAAGAUAAACUAAGUUUAUCUUGCAUUAGUAAUAACGCUAUACAAGAAUUAAUGAGAUGUAUUCGAAGUCAGAUAGAUGGUUUAUUUGCUGGUCUUCCAAAAAAAGAAAUGACUGCUAUGGCAUUAGGUUUAGCACACAGUUUAUCUAGAUAUAAACUGAAGUUUUCACCUGAUAAGAUUGAUACUAUGAUAAUUCAAGCUGUUUGUCUAUUAGACGACUUAGAUAAAGAAUUAAAUAAUUAUGUUAUGCGUUGUCGUGAGUGGUAUGGCUGGCACUUCCCAGAACUUGGGAAAAUAGUAACAGACAACAUAGCAUUUGUAAAAACAGUAAAAAUUAUUGGAACCAGGGAAAACACUGGUAAUUCAGAUUUAUCAGAUGUAUUACCAGAAGACGUAGAAGAGAAAGUAAAAGAAGCUGCUGAGAUAUCUAUGGGAACUGAAAUCUCUGAAGAUGAUAUUUUAAAUAUUCAACACUUAUGUGAUCAAGUUAUUGAAAUUUCUCAGUAUAGAACACAAUUAUAUGAUUACCUUAAAGCAAGAAUGAUGGCAAUGGCUCCAAAUUUAACUGUACUAGUUGGAGAGUUAGUUGGAGCUCGAUUAAUUUCACAUGCUGGUUCAUUAAUCAACCUUGCUAAGCAUCCAGCUUCUACAGUACAAAUACUUGGAGCAGAAAAAGCUCUCUUUCGAGCACUAAAAACUAAAAAAGAUACUCCAAAAUAUGGUUUAAUCUAUCAUGCGCAACUGGUUGGACAAACUUCAGUAAAAAAUAAAGGAAAAAUGUCAAGGAUGUUGGCAGCUAAAGCUGCAUUAGCAACCAGGGUAGACGCAUUAGGAGAAGACAGUAAUUUUGAUCUAGGAGCUGAACAUAAAUCUAAAUUGGAAGCACGUAUGAGAAUCUUAGAAGAGGGAAAUCUUCGUAGAAUUAGUGGUACAGGUAAAGCAAAAGCAAAAUUUGAAAAAUACCAGACUAAAAGUGAAUAUCUUCAGUAUCCAGCAUCCGCUGAUUCAACUCUCCCAAGUAGCAAAAGACGACAUUCAGAAAUUGAAGAUAAGAAGCCAAUAAUUGAAGAAAUUAUUGAGAAACAAGAUGAAGAGAUUCCCAAGAAAAAAAAGAAAAGACAGAAUACUGAGACUACAGAAGAAUCAGUAAUUCAACAAGAUGUAAUUCAAGCAAAAACAGAAGAUGAAACUAGUCCAGUCACAAAGAAGAAGAAGAAGAAAAUUAAAGCAGAAGCAACCGAAGAAGCUAGUUCCACAUCUAUCACAGAAGAUCAACAAUUAGAAGUUUCUCAAACAUUUGAUGAUUCAUCUGAAGUAACAAUAGAACAAACAAAGAAAAAGAAAAAGAAAACUAAACAGGAAACAGAAGAUGUUCAAAAAAGUGAAGACACUACAUCAUUAAGUAGCGAUAAAGUUUCAAGUGAAAAGAAAAAGAAAAAAAAGAAAAAAUCCCAAGAUGAGUAAAAUUGUAUAAUUAAUAUACUCAUAACAAAACAUGUUAUAAAUUGUAGUUCAUUUAUUACAAUUAUAACGUAUACUUUAAUUAGAACAUAAUUACGAACUCUUUUCAUGAAAAGCAUAAUUACAGAUGUUUUAAUAUACAAUGUACAUCAUAAAUGUAUUUAUAUAGUACAUUUCAUUUGUUAUCAUUUUCUUACAUAAGUGAUAAAAUAUAUUAUGCAAUUCUUUUUUUUACA
This is a messenger RNA of Nomia melanderi (Alkali bee), 2233 nucleotides long. RefSeq names its product nop5 ribonucleoprotein (gene nop5). NCBI's taxonomy places the organism in Eukaryota, Metazoa, Arthropoda, Insecta, Hymenoptera, Halictidae. Gene Ontology annotation, molecular function: snoRNA binding. Gene Ontology annotation, cellular component: small-subunit processome; box C/D methylation guide snoRNP complex. The record is from RefSeq and is a predicted model, not a curated record.